Molecule: messenger RNA, 722 nt
Organism: Puma concolor (puma)
Lineage: Eukaryota; Metazoa; Chordata; Mammalia; Carnivora; Felidae
Source: RefSeq, a predicted model, not a curated record
AUGCCGCAGCCUGACUGGCGAGAGCUGGUGGAGUGCUUCAACAAGAUAGCGCAAGACCCUGACUGCCGGGCUGUGGUGAUCUCUGGUGCAGGAAAACUGUUCACUUCAGGUACCAGGUGCUCUCCACCCCCACCCCUGCCACUGCUCCUGGAGGUGGACGUAGGUUUGGCAGCUGAUGUGGGAACGCUGCAGCGACUGCCCAAAGUCAUCGGAAACCAGAGCCUGGUCAACGAGCUGGCCUUCACUUCCCGCAAGAUGAUGGCUGAUGAGGCCCUGGGCAGUGGUCUGGUCAGCCGGGUGUUCCCAAACAAGGAGGACAUGCUUGAGGCAGCCUUCACCCUGGCGGAAGAGAUUUCCACCAAGAGCCCUGUGGCAGUGCAGAGCACCAAAGUCAACCUGAUCUACUCCCGCAACCAUUCCGUGGCGGAGAGUCUCAACUACGUGGCCACCUGGAACAUGAGCAUGCUGCAAACCCAGGACAUCGUUAAGUCUGUCCAGGCUGCAUUGGAGAAGAAGGACCUGAAGAGCGUGAACUUCUCCAAGCUCUGAGAGCCCCCAAGGGCCAGGCCUUGCCCUUUGUCCCACCUCAUGCCGUUUCCUCAUCCACAGAGAAGGAUUAGUGAGGAUCGUCGCCUCCGUGCCUUCAUGCCUGAUUUCCAAUUUAUAGCUGGGACACUGAUUUCCUCAUGCCCAGGGCCUUAUCUUCACCCAAACAAUAAAGG